CGAUAGUGUUCACUCGAGAGUCCUUUUCAAUAUAGGCAGCUGUGUCAAAUGCAUCUCGCUCUGAAUACCACUCGCAGGCAACCAUCUCUUUCCCUCGAAAACAUCAACCUUUCUACAUCCCACUGUCAAUUUGUGGCAAUCCACAACAUUAGUCGUUAACGUCGUUGGUGUGUUCUUGUUACCACUUUCCAGUGGUGAGUUUCGCUCCUCACCUUUUGCUUUGAUGAAGGCAUGAAUGGCAUCCAUAUUGAAUUGAAAGGUAGAAACGCGAUUUUAUUUUCUGUGCUGAGUCGCGGGUUUUGGGUGAAAGGUAUUAUUUCCAUGGUGUUUUUCGUGUUCAAAUUAUACUCGAGUGGUGUUUUCACUAGCGUGUGAAUAGAACUGCGUGCUAACUGGGCGAAAUUGCGAUCUGCGCUCAAUGCGAAAGUGGAAUUGUUACAGCGAGGUGACACAAGGCAUUUUGGAAUUUGAUUUUUUGUAUGGGCUGCCGAGCGGCCAGCGAACGAAUACUAAUUGGUGAUAUUCCUUUUGCAUAAUAAUGUUCGUGGCGAACGAGACAGGUCGCUAGAACUAGUUGUGCGAAGUCGAGUGAAGUAAGUGCGAGGAGAUCGUCUCCAUUUUCGCCAGAGGAAAAAUAACUGUAUACGUGAUUGUGUGGCCGUGGUGGUGAAAAGUGUGAUAUCGAUUUAUCUGGAAUCGAUCCGCUAGGGAAAUUGGGCUCGAUUUUGGGGAUUCAGUUUCGACGAAAGAACGCUCCGCGCUAGCAUAGGGCUCUGCGUGCGGCGUGCAGUACGAAUGAGUUUUCUGUGCGAGUUCCGCUGCCGAUAGAAUGAGUUCAGCGGCAGCCAUUGCAGCAGAAAUAUCGCCCAAAAACAACUCCCUCGUCGAAGAAAGCCGAGAACCAGAAAUGUCAGUACAAGCAGCAGCAACUGUGACAGCGUCAACGGCGGGCGCCGGUGUUACCAAUGCAGCGGGCGCCCUGGCCGCUGGCGACCUGUCGUCGACCUCUUUGCCAUCGCCACAUCAAGCUUCAGCGUCGAUCUCGUAUCACACAAUCGAACAACAUUGCCGACUAUUGGAAGAAGAAAAUCAACAACUUAAAGAAUCUGAAGCCAGACUGCAACAACAACAUGCAGAUUCGCAACGUCGUGAAAGGCUUUUAAUGCGAAGGUUAGCGAAUAAGGAACAAGAAUUACAAGAUUAUGCUGCCCAAAUUGCGGAGUACAAAAAUGCACAAGCACCUGGCCAGGCUGCCCUCAGAUCUGCGUUACUUGAUCCUGCCGUCAAUAUCUUAUUUGAUAAACUCAAACAUGAAUUACAAUCAACUAGAGCGAAAUUGGAAGAAACACAAAAUGAAUUAUCAGCGUGGAAAUUUACACCAGAUUCAAAUACAGGAAAACGGUUGAUGGCCAAGUGCAGAUUACUUUAUCAGGAAAACGAAGAACUUGGAAAAAUGACAUCCAAUGGUCGUUUGGCAAAAUUGGAAGGUGAAUUAGCCAUGCAAAAAAGCUUCAGCGAAGAAGUAAAGAAGUCUCAGUCCGAAUUGGACGAUUUUAUUCAAGAACUCGAUGAAGAUGUCGAGGGAAUGCAAAGUACAAUCUUGUUCCUACAACAGGAGCUGAAAGCCGCUAAGGAUAGGAUUCAGCAACUUGAAAAGGAAAACUGCCCAUUAAAGAGUGUGGACGAAGAUGACGACGAAAAUGUAGAUAAUAGUAGACAUCUUGUUAACGGGAAGAGUUCUCCGCAAACGGGGUCCGGUCGCGAAAUAAGUGAUUAUUACGCUAGUGAAGAAAGAACUCCAAAAUAUAAUAAAAAUUCCACAACGUAUCACAUUGUCCAUAACAGUAAUAAUAGCAUAAUCCUUAGGACUAGCAAUUUAAUCUCGGACGAUUCAUCACGUAGAAGCAAUCUAUAUAACGGCAACCAUAAUGACUUAUCUUCGGCUAAUAUGAACGGUGGUGAUAGUGAUAUGAACAAAGCACAAAAUGAACAAACAUCAACGACUGGUGGUAGUGGUAACAAAGGUUAUUUGGAGAGUAGUAGUUGUAGUAAUAAUAGCACCUUAAAUAACAAAGCUAAUAAAGUUGUAAGUAAUCAAAGGAAAAGGAACUAUGAUAGUGAUUCAAGUGAAAACAGUAGUACGAACGGUUGUACAUUACGAAACAAUAAGAAAUUGAAGAAAAAGGCCCGCCGUUCGUCAGUUCUCUCAAUCGAUCUCAACGAAGAGGAUACUCAAAUAGCGGACGAAAGCGACGACGACGAAUUGACUCCGCUCCCGACAGCUGCGUCGGCUCCACCUGCUGCUACCAGUAAUCAAAGGAUUAUGACCCGCAGAAAAUCGGCACGCAAUCAUCAGAAUGGGGAUCACUAAUUCGACACGAGGAGUUAGUGUGUUCAUUAUAACCGGCUUUUGUAAAUUUCUAGAUGGACCAUGGCCACAUGUGAACUGUCCACAGGGUGUUUGAACUUGUAGAAUACAAUCUUGAAAACUGCAUUACUUUGAAUCAAGAUUUAAUAAAUUAGGCAACUACAGCUUUACUACGCUGAGUGGUAUUGACUAUUCGUCAUGCCGAGCAUACGAAUAGGGGGGCCUUCAACUCAUGUUAAGCUUUUUUCAAAAAUGUCUUCAUUUCUAAACGAUGAUUUACUGUGCUAGUUAUUUUUAAACUUAUAAGCUCAACUGUUUUAUUUAACGAAUAGUAGAUAAAUAUGCGCGAUUGCAUGCCUAACCUUUCUGCAAUUCGUGAAAUAUUUAGUUGCUUAGAUAUUUCCCUAAACUUUUUAUGACUGAAUUAAAGGAAAGUUCAGAGAAAUUUUCAUUUGCCUGUAUAUGGCCUCAAACGAAAAAAAACUGAAUAAUUUGAUUAUUCUCCUGCCAUUAUUUACCAUAAGAACUUUCUGUCUGCAAAGUUGUGAUCAAAGUUAUGUUUCUCUAUUAGCAAAAGCACUUUAAACAUCUUGAAGUCUUUAUCAUGAAUGUGCACAUUUAUUCUUUUCAAUUCAAAAUAAGAACAUUUUUGCAUUUUAUCCGGUUAAUUGAUGAACAGUUUUCAACCACUUAUUCAGUACCUACACCGCUCCGGGCAUUGCAAUAAACACAUGACAGCAGCAUAAUUGAAACGUAAACGUAGCACAUUCGUCUUUUUUGCCUAAAAAGGUACAUUGUUUUUGUAAAUAGUAAAGUGUACACAAUCACAGGUAAACGUAAGAACUGAAAUUCGUCCUUUCCUAUUAAGUUCAAACACCUUCAUAACUCAACAGUAAAUGUCAUUUUCAGUUGUUUUGGUUUAUUUUUUUUUUUUUAAUAUUAAAAGAUGAAGUUAUGAUGAAUUAGAAUAAAAAUAAAUUAUAUUAUUAUAAUAUAAGUGUACAAAAAUAAUACCGUUUAUAUAAAUAAAAACAUACAGUGUUUCAAAUACG
Molecule: messenger RNA, 3420 nt
Organism: Hermetia illucens (black soldier fly)
Lineage: Eukaryota; Metazoa; Arthropoda; Insecta; Diptera; Stratiomyidae
Gene: fl(2)d
Product: pre-mRNA-splicing regulator female-lethal(2)D
Exons: 5
Coding region: 830-2371 (513 amino acids)
Biological process (GO): regulation of alternative mRNA splicing, via spliceosome
Cellular component (GO): nucleus
Source: RefSeq, a predicted model, not a curated record